UGUCACCAUCGCGCAUGUGUGUAUUCCCAGCUAUGAAUAGAUACAGGCUACAAGCUCGAGUGGAGGCGCGUCAUAAUAUGAGUCCAGGAUAAACAACUUCGAGGUAGUUGAGAGCGCAAUGUACGUGAUGGCUUAAGUGUCUCCACACCUGUAACCAUAUCAAAGUGGGGUGAAUUUCAAAAGACAGAUAGAAAAUGUCGGAUCGUUACAGAGAUGCCAGGUUGAACUUCAAUCUUCGGAAGACAAUGACACCGCAGCAAAUAGCAGACAUGUAUAACGACUUCGCCGACGAGUAUGAAGAGAAACACUUGGGGUUGGGACUACGCUCUCACCUACGUAUUGGAGAGUACAUGGCUGAUACCUACCCACAAGACCAACGGGCGACUCUCCGUGUAUUGGACGUCGGUGCCGGAACAGGAUUAGUCGGGGAAAUGCUGUCAGAGUUGGGGUUUGUGCAAAUUGAUGCCCUGGACCCAGCACAAAAGAUGCUGGAUAUUGCGAAAACUAAAAAUAUCUACCAACGCCUGAUCUGCGCCUUCCUGAACAAGGACAGGAUUGAUGAGAUUGAGACAGAUCAGUAUGAUUGCAUCACUGCUGCAGGUGCGUUUAAUGAGGGUCUCAUACCUGUCUGUGCUUUCCAUGAGAUGAUCAGAAUCGUCAAGCCAGGAGGAAGAAUAGUCUUUACGAUUACCGAUAAAUAUAUCGACGUCACCGACGGCUACCGAAAUGAUCUUCUUCCCUUCAUUCAGAAGAUGGCGGAUGAGGGUGUUUGGGAUGUAACGGCAGUUCCUCUUGCUGAUGGCGCAAUUCAUCUUCUAGACGGUCCUGGGACCUUGUAUAGUUUCAAAGUAAACGUGACCGAGAAAAUUCUCUAGAUCAUCAGAUCCCCCACAUUGUUUGAAGGAUAUAUCGAACAAGAACUGCACAAAAAUGGGACAUGGGAACAUAUCAAACAACUGGACAACUUUUGUCGACCUUUGAUUUUGUGAUUUUAUUCAUGAAAAAAGACACCUAAUAGUCAGUGCAGAAGAGGUAUAUUUCACCCAACAUGUACUUUGGUAGAUCAUCUAAAAUUCAACAGUACAAAUCUAAAUCUUCACAUGUCAGCCAUCAAUGAAGGUGAAGUAUUUCGAAAAGUUUUAUGUAGGAAACAAAUAGAUAUGUAUAAAUUAAUCAUAUGUUGAUGUACAACAAAAUGUGUAUAUAUGCUGUUAAAGUACGUCCUAUUGGCCUGUGGCCUUUGAUUUGAAAAUGAAUGAAUAAAAUAUAGAAAAAUAGAUAUUCGGAUAUGAUAAUAAAUUGGUGGAUAGAUA
Messenger RNA from Haliotis rubra (blacklip abalone), 1313 nucleotides. RefSeq names its product demethylmenaquinone methyltransferase-like. The record is from RefSeq and is a predicted model, not a curated record. Bases 195 to 875 code for a protein of 226 amino acids. Lineage: Eukaryota; Metazoa; Mollusca; Gastropoda; Lepetellida; Haliotidae. The transcript has 7 exons.